AUGGCGUACAAUAUGAGGCAGAUCAAUGGGACUGAUCCCGACUACCAGGUCCUGGGCGGGAUUGGGAGUGGUUCGUUCGGGGUUGUGACCAAGGUCAGGCGGUUGAGGGACCGUAAGAUCAUGGCGUGUAAGCACUUGAGUUCCGAUCCGGCAGCCGGGAACGUGUCCCAUGUGCAGCGUGAGCUCGAGAUCGCCUUCAAGCUGAGCCGGAGCAACAAUCGGUACCUGGCCAAAUUCUCGGGCGACGUGGCGUUUAACACUAGCCCUUGA
Thermothielavioides terrestris NRRL 8126 is the source of this 270-nucleotide messenger RNA. RefSeq lists its product as uncharacterized. The record is from RefSeq and is a predicted model, not a curated record. Gene Ontology annotation, molecular function: ATP binding; protein kinase activity. The transcript is spliced from 2 exons. Bases 1 to 270 code for a protein of 89 amino acids. Lineage: Eukaryota; Fungi; Ascomycota; Sordariomycetes; Sordariales; Chaetomiaceae. Gene Ontology annotation, biological process: protein phosphorylation.